Messenger RNA from Spodoptera littoralis (African cotton leafworm), 1638 nucleotides. The record is from the annotation of a GenBank genome assembly. NCBI's taxonomy places the organism in Eukaryota, Metazoa, Arthropoda, Insecta, Lepidoptera, Noctuidae.
AUGUUCACUACGAACACCGUACAAACCGGCACGGUGCCGACGCUGCAGUAUCAAGAGCAUCCAACCCAAAAGUCACAAGGAAAAAACAUUGAGAACGUUCAACAAAAGAAUGCUCAACAGACUCAACAAACUCAGCAGCAGCAACAACAACAGGAGUUCCCAACAUUCUGUUAUACUACAAAUGUCAACAUGAUUGGCAAAUUAGGAACUGGUACCACAAGUGGGGCUGGUAACGUAACCAGUGGAGUAAACAUAACUCAACUUACUACGAGUGACGAUAAGACUUGUUACAUAGCCCAACCAUUCUCAUACAAUUAUGCAUUAGUUAAUCAAAUGCAAAUAGCUCCUAAUGGAAUCCAGAAUACAAUAUCAAAUAUUAGUUUUAAGUGUGAUGUCUGUGGUCUUAUGUUUGGGCAUCUAACUCUUCUGAAUGCUCAUAAACGGAUACAUGCUCAGGAUACAGAGAGCAAUAUAACAGUUGUAGCGACUGGUGUAAGUACUGGAAAUGAUGUUGCAAUGCCACCACACAUUCAAAUCCUCUCCUCUGAUCCCAAUGAGCAGCAGCAACACCAUGUGCCAAUUCAAGACACUAAACCAGUCAUAAUAGAAAAAGUACAGAAAUGUAUUACUUGUGGUGGUCCUAUACCCAAUAAUCCUAAAAGAAAGGGACCUAAACUAAUACGCUGUGAAAAUUGUAUUGCACAAGAUUCUGUGGAUCAAAGGAAUAAUCAAUUGAAUGCAACGCAAAUAUUUGUGGCGGCGGAAGACAAUGUGAAAUUUGAAGUAAGCAAUGUUAGUACAGUGCAGACAUCUGCUGACCCUCUGUCAACCACACAGAGCAAUCAACAAACGCAACAACAACAGAAACCUUUACCUGGACAUCAUCCUGUCAAGAGGAGAAACCUAGCAUCAGUAACAAAAUGUCAGAACUGCAAUGGUUCAGGCAUUAUUUUCGUAGGCGGCAAUAAGAAUAAAUUAAGUAAUGCUAAUUUGGAUAAGCCAUUCCACUGUAAUAUUUGUGGAGGAUCUUUUGCCAGAUAUUCCUCAUUAUGGUCACACAAGAAAUUGCAUUCUGGUGAAAAGAAUUUCAAAUGUGGGAUCUGUGGAAUUGCAUUUGCUAAGGCUGUUUAUCUUAAGAAUCAUUCAAGAAUACACACUGGAGAAAAACCAUACAGAUGUAAUACUUGCGGAAUGCAGUUUUCACAAUCACCACACUUGAAAAAUCACGAAAGAACUCAUUCAGGAGAGAAACCAUAUGUUUGUGAAGUAUGUGACAAAGGAUUUGCGCGGCACGCUACUUUAUGGAAUCAUCGGCGUAUACACACCGGAGAGAAACCAUACAAGUGUGAAACAUGUGGGUCAGCAUUCAGCCAGGCAGCCCACCUUAAGAACCAUGCGAAAGUGCAUUCCGGAGAGAAGCCUUUCAAGUGUGAUAUUUGUACGGCUGCCUUUGCAGAUAGAUUCGCGCUAAAGAGACAUCGGGGUAUUCACGACAAAUAUGGUCAAACAACACCACUACCUUCAAGAAUACAACAAAACCAACAAGAGCAACAACAACAGCAAACGCAACAGAACAGUGACCAACAGAGCACACAACCAGCUGUGGAAGUGGAACUCCAUGCUGAACAAACACUUUGA